AUGUUCUUCGGCUCUGAAUAUGUCCCACAGAGGCAGAAUGCUGUAAGCGCUGCGGUCUCCUUCUUGCUUGUUGCAUGUUUCAUUGCACUCGUGACAGCAGAAGAAUUUCAAGAAUAUGACUUUGUAAUAGUCGGCGGAGGGAGCGCAGGUAGCGUGAUCGCGGACCGGCUGUCCGAGUGUCCGUCCUUCGAUGUAGUGGUGAUCGAGGCUGGCGACGAACCGGGUAUAGAGUCCAUUCUUCCCGGCCUUUUUCCUACAUUGCCGCACACGAGGUAUGACUGGAAUUUUACAUCAGUAAACGACAAUCGCACAGCUCAAGAUCACACGAUAAAAGCUUUAAAUCUAACAUCUGGACAUGUUCUGGGCGGAGGAAGCAGCGUUAACUACAUGAUAUAUGCACGUGGCUGUCCAAAGGAUUAUGACUCUUGGGCGAAAGUUGGAGAUGAUGCCUCCUGGAAUUACACAAAUAUUUUUAAAUAUUUCUUAAAAAGUGAGAACCUUAAAGAUCCAAGCGUCCUUAAUUCCGAAUACAGAAAGUAUCAUGGAACGACUGGCUUUCUAGGAAUUACAAGAGAAGACAAAAAUGUGACGAAACAGUAUUUAAAAGCUUUUGAAGAAGUUGGUCAUAAGAUACUCUUUGAUGUUAACGGAGAGGAAAAAUUAGGGUAUACUCUACCACUUUUUACAAUCGCCGAUGGCAUAAGGCAAAGAACUGUAAUCAAAAAUUUACAAGUAAAUAAACAUCGUCCAAAUCUCCAUGUUUUGAAACUGACGCUAGUUACAGAAAUAUUAUUGGAAAGAAAUAUAGCAAUUGGUGUUAAGGCAGUGACGGAGACCAAUGAGAUAAUUAUUGUCAAAGCAAGAAAAGAAAUCAUUAUAUCAGCGGGGGCAAUUAGUAGUCCAAAAUUGCUAAUGCUUUCGGGAAUAGGUCCGCGAAAACACUUGAAAUCUUUGAAUAUUUCAGUAAAAAGCGAUCUACCUGUGGGGUACAAUUUCCAAGACCAUACGAUGGUUAUAUCAGCAUAUAAAAUGGAAGGGACAAAUAUAUCGUCACAAUCACCAAAUCUGCAUAAAUUUCCUUUGCCGGUUAUUGUUGGUUACGCAGCUCUCAACAAGUCUGAGUAUUGUCCAACGUACCAAGUAUUUAACUUGAUUGAAUCAAAAGGUUCUUCUUCUUCGAGUGAACUUUGCAAUUUUAAUUUUGGUAUUAAAGAAUCUAUAUGUAAUAAAUUCCUUACUGCUGCUCAAGAUCGAAACUUGUUAUUUGCAAUUUUAAACAUCUUGCACCCCAGAUCGCGUGGUAGAGUCCUGCUCAAAAGUGUAAACCCAAGAGAUCCACCACUUGUAAUUACCAAUAUAUUUGCCGACAAACGAGACUUAGAAGAUUUAACGGACUAUAUGAUUGACUAUAUAAAAGUGUUAAACUCAACAUAUUUUAAGAGUGUGCUGGCGGAAUUAGUGGAUGUUGAGCUGGAGAAGUGUCCGAAGUUCAAUAUUAGUGACAGAGCAUAUUGGAAAUGUUACGUGCAAAGCAUGAUGUCUAGCAUGUACCACUACGCGGGCACGUGCGCGCUGGGCGAGGUGGUGGACAGCAAGCUGCGCGUCCACAACAUCGAGCGCUUGCGGGUGGCCGACGCCAGCAUCAUGCCCAGCCUCACUAGUGGAAACACAAACGCACCAGUUAUCAUGAUAGCUGAAAAGCUGGCUGAUAUUGUUAAAGAAGCGCAUUCUUGUAAACCUAGUAGGUUAAAAUUUACAUCGGAAUUACAAACCCAACGGUUGGUAAAUAAUGAA
Brenthis ino (lesser marbled fritillary) is the source of this 1794-nucleotide messenger RNA. Lineage: Eukaryota; Metazoa; Arthropoda; Insecta; Lepidoptera; Nymphalidae. The record is from the annotation of a GenBank genome assembly.